UUCUAUGUCUGCUUUUAAAUAGGGUCAUUCACUCCAAGCCCGCCAAGUUAGGAACCAAUUCAUUAUUUUGUCCUUACUCCUUUCCUAUAUAAUUCUCUCUUUCUUUUCUUUCUUUAAUUAUCAUUGUUGUAGCUAGUGAUCAUCAAUGCCAAGAUGAUAUUAUUGUUGUUGUUCUUAACCUUCUUUAGUUGCAAGAUAUUGCCACUUAGUAAAGAGUCAUAAGAGAAGAGAAAAGAGAAAGAAAAUUGAGAAAAAAUAAAUAUGGGUAGUGGUGGUGUAGGCAGGGGAAGGUUGAUUCUUGGAAUUUUGGGAUUCAUAUUAGUUACAUGGUUGAUGCUAACAGCAAUAUCGGCUAACCGUCUUCAUCGACAAGCGAAGAAGACGGUUAUGGUGGUUCCAUUAAGAGUGAAUGCGAUGUCAAAGCAGUUAAAGUUGGUUAGUAUGAUGAAGAGGCAUUCAAAAUCUGAAAUGAUCUUUGUAAGCAAGAGAAGAGUUCCUAAUGGACCUGAUCCAAUUCACAACAGGAGAGCAGUGAAAUAUAGACAGCCGCCAACACAAGCUUGAGUGAGAAAUGUUGUGCUCCACAAUUUGUGAGGAAAAAAUCAUACAAGAAAAACCCUUGAAUUUUUUUCUAUUAUUAUCUUUGUGGAAGAAUUUCAUCAUAUGUUUCUAUUAUAAGAUAGUGUUGUCACUUUGUUACAUAUAUUAGUGCUAUAUAAGUAUUUGAAGACUAUAUAAGUGUGAUCCUCAUGUUUUUUUUUCUUUUUUUUUUAUCCCUUUUUUGGAAUGUACCUUUAAAUGAUGAUGUUAUGUAAAUUAAGGCCUUAGGUGAUGAUGAUGAAG
This is a messenger RNA of Arachis stenosperma, 843 nucleotides long. RefSeq names its product CLAVATA3/ESR (CLE)-related protein 25. NCBI's taxonomy places the organism in Eukaryota, Viridiplantae, Streptophyta, Magnoliopsida, Fabales, Fabaceae. The record is from RefSeq and is a predicted model, not a curated record. The transcript is spliced from 2 exons. Bases 262 to 564 code for a protein of 100 amino acids.